AAUAUGAGCGAAGAAGGAAAAUCCUUACAUUCUGACAAGGAGUUUCGCUGGUAUCAGAUCGUAUCCUGUUAGACAUACUGCUAAUUCGAGAGUUACGAUGGCACGUACCAAACAGACUGCUCGUAAAUCGACUGGAGGAAAGGCGCCUCGUAAACAGCUGGCUACUAAAGCCGCAAGGAAGAGUGCUCCAGCCACCGGUGGCGUAAAAAAACCCCACCGUUACAGGCCUGGCACUGUGGCUCUUCGUGAAAUCCGUCGUUAUCAAAAAAGUACGGAAUUGUUGAUCCGUAAAUUACCAUUCCAGCGGCUCGUCCGUGAGAUUGCUCAAGAUUUCAAGACUGAUCUUCGCUUCCAAAGUUCUGCUGUAAUGGCUCUUCAAGAAGCUAGCGAGGCCUAUCUUGUCGGUCUUUUCGAAGAUACAAACUUGUGCGCUAUUCACGCUAAGCGAGUCACAAUUAUGCCGAAAGAUAUUCAACUGGCACGUCGUAUUCGUGGCGAACGAGCUUAAGCGCAUCAAAUUACAAUUAUAGAAUUAACAAACGGCCCUUUUUAGGGCCAACAAAUUAUCUAACAGGAUAUCUCCCGUUUGCAUGCAUGUUAAUUUUAUUUCAAAUUACAGGAUUAUAUUUUAAUACUACAUUCUUAAAUGUGUUUAUCGGAUAAAGUUCAAUAUUUGAAAUAUUAUAUUCAAAGUAUAAAUUGAAACUUGAACUUGCAAAUUGUAUUAUUUCUUAAUUGAUAUUACAAUGAAUAGAAAAUAGAAGUUAAAUCUAAGAUUUAAUUAAUGUACAAUUUAAAAGAAGUUAUUUUAAUUCCAAUAAUUUGAUAAACAACAUUUGGAUUAAUAGAAACAAAAAUAUUUUCGAAAUGGUUUUUAAACUGUUAAAUAAUUUAUUAAAAUUAUAGUUUAAAAACUUGUUAAUUUUUUUAUGUAGUAAUUUUAUAUACUUUGACCACUAUACUAGUAAAAUCGAAGAUUUAUCGCUUACAAUAUUUACAGUCAGUGUACAUGAUAUUUAACGUUGCUCUUGUUAUUUGUAUAAUGAUUUAUUAUAGUUUUACAUUGUGUUUUAUCAAUCUGAAAGUAUGUUAUUUUCAAAUAGAUUUUUAACUAAAAAAAAGAUCAUGAAUCAACAACUAAUAAUAAACAAGAA
Monomorium pharaonis (pharaoh ant) is the source of this 1154-nucleotide messenger RNA. RefSeq names its product histone H3. The transcript has a single exon. Gene Ontology annotation, cellular component: nucleosome. Bases 98 to 508 code for a protein of 136 amino acids. The record is from RefSeq and is a predicted model, not a curated record. NCBI's taxonomy places the organism in Eukaryota, Metazoa, Arthropoda, Insecta, Hymenoptera, Formicidae. Gene Ontology annotation, molecular function: DNA binding; protein heterodimerization activity; structural constituent of chromatin.